CUGCGGUAUGAUGUAACGGUGCGGCUGAGCGAAGACCAGAUCCGGCGUUACGCAGAGACCGGCUACCUGCUGUUCGAGGGGCUGCUCGACACGGCGGAGGUCGAGGCGCUGCGCGCGGCGCUCCCGGAGGUCAUGAGCCGGACCGGCCCGGAGGUGAUCCGCGAACAGGACGGGGCCGGCGCGGUUGGUGUUCGGGACGCACCUCUACUCCGAACCGUUUCGCCGGCUGUCGCUGCUGCCGCGGAUGCUGAACCGGUCAGGCAGUUGCUCACGGACGAGGUGUACCUGCACCAGAGCCGCCUCAACCCCAAGGAGGGCUUCGGCUCGGGCGCCCGCUGGGACUGGCACCAGGACUACAGCGCGUGGCAACGCGUGGACGGCAUGGAGCGGCCGGACUGCAUCAUGGCGUCGGUGUUCAUCGACGACUGUACGGUGGAACGGUCGCCGCUGCUGGUGAUCCCGCGCUCGCACCGCCACGGGUUCAUCGACUCGAUCGAGCUGCACCGCGACGCCAAGGGCUACUCGCUGUACGAACUGGACCGCGACACGGUGGCGCGGCUGGCCGACGAGAACGGCAUCGAGCCGCUGAUCGGCGGCGCCGGCACCGUGGCGCUGGUCGACUGCAACCUCAUCCACGGCUCGGCCAACAACAUCUCGCCGUGGCGGCGGGCCAUCCUGUACCUGAUCUACAACGCAUGCGGCAACGCCUGCACCAACGGCGACCGCCCCUGGUUUCAGAACCACCGCGACUUCACCCCGCUGCAGGCGAUCGAGGACACCGCCCUCGCUGAGGGGUGA
Messenger RNA from Geodia barretti, 798 nucleotides. The record is from the annotation of a GenBank genome assembly. Lineage: Eukaryota; Metazoa; Porifera; Demospongiae; Tetractinellida; Geodiidae.